Molecule: messenger RNA, 2554 nt
Organism: Vespa velutina
Lineage: Eukaryota; Metazoa; Arthropoda; Insecta; Hymenoptera; Vespidae
Product: transferrin-like
Exons: 10
Coding region: 279-2423 (714 amino acids)
Biological process (GO): iron ion transport
Cellular component (GO): early endosome; recycling endosome; plasma membrane
Source: RefSeq, a predicted model, not a curated record
AAUUUUACUAGAUCGAGCUAAUGUAAUCGAAAGAUAGUUAAGCAUUUUAAGAUAUCAAUUGAAUAGAGGAAACGAGAUAGAAGUACAGUAUCUUCGUUUACUUUACUUAUUUACAUUUUUUUCCAUGUGGUAAAGGGCGUGAGUAACCGUUAUCAGGACUUCGUUAUCAAAGUUUGAAGAGCCAAGAAGAGGUGCGCCUAGUUACGUUGCCCACCGUGAAAACGAUUCGAUCUUCGCAGUUUACAUUCAACUGUCGUCUUGUACUUCGAAUAUCCACGAUGAAGGCUCAAUUGCUGCUGAUAGUUUUUAUUGCAAGUACUUAUGCAAUAGAAAAAUAUAAAUUUUGCGUGCCAAACUCAAACGACAACUGUCAAAACAUAGAAAAAGGCGAUAGUAAAAUUGAAUGCAUUCGCGUAAGUGACAAUGCUGAAUGUGCAAUACGUUUAGCAGAAGGUAAAGCAGAUUUCGGUUUAUUCAGUCCAGAUGCAUUAUUACUGACCUAUCAAUUCUAUCCCGAUGAAAUCGUACCUAUCUUCGGAUUAAGGCAUAGGGACAAACUUUUGCAGAAAUAUGAAUUUCAAUCUGUGGCUGUAGUAUCUUCGGACAUUUCCAUUGCGAUUAACAGUGGUUUUGAAAGUUUAAAAAACGCCGGUCUCUGUCAUCCUGGGUUCAGUAAAGCACAGUGGUGGAACGAUUACAUUUUGAAAUAUUUUGAAAAAAAUACGUACAAAGCUGAUUGUCAAACAAAUAUAACUGCGAUAGAAAAUGAAUUAAAAAAUAUUAAAUCGUUCUAUGGUAAAGCGUGCAGACCAGGUGAUUGGACAUCUGAUGUUAAUUUUAGCGCUGCUCUCAAGAAGAAAUAUCCUGAGCUUUGUGCCUUAUGCGAUGAUACGACUGCUUGCAAGUAUGCAAAUGAUGAGAAACAUGGCCACAUAGGUGCUUUGGAUUGUUUAACAUCGGGACGUGGAAAAGUAGCAUACGUAGCACUCGAAUACGUUCAUCAAUAUUUCAAAGAAGAUCAAAAAUCUCAGUAUCGAUUUUUGUGUCCUGAUGGAUCCCUUCAUAAUUUAACUAGUAAUAAUCCUUGCUCGUGGAUCAAACAACCAUGGGGUGCAAUUGUUGCUAGAAAAAAAGUGGCAGAUGAACUUACAAACCUCUUAACUUUUUGGUUAUCGGGAUCAGCAACAUAUGCUGUUGAAUCAUGGUCAGAAUCUUUAAAAAGAUUUAUAGAAGAAAAUAACGGUGUCGUCACAAAUAUUACAAGACCUACGUCUUUAGUUAGUUAUUUGGCAGAAGGAAGAAAGGAAGUGAUACUUUCAGACGUAAAAACUUGCGGCAACGUUAUUCGUUGGUGUACUAUAAGCAUUCUCGAGAGAACAAAAUGUGAAUGGAUUGCGAAAGAAGCGAUAGCUCUUGGUAUCGAACCGAAAAUUUCUUGCUGGCAAGCCAAUUCAACAUUCGAAUGUUUCCGUGACAUUGCCGAUAAUAAAGCCGAUAUCAUUACUAUCGACUCAAAUUAUGGAUACAUAGCACGAAAAGUUUACAAUUUAAAGUCCAUCCUUUAUGCUGAAACCGACAAACAAAUCAUGAAGGAUAACAUGAUCAUGGCUGUUCUUCGGAAACCUGAAGAUAACAACUAUCCGAUAAAGAAUUUUCAACAAUUAAAGGGUCAUACAGCUUGUUUCCCUGAAUAUGGUGGAAUAUCUUGGUUGAGUUUCAUUAAAAUUGCUCGAAUAAAUCGCAUUAUUUCGCCAGUCUCUUGCAAUUACCCUAGUCUCCUCAGUAAUCUAUUCUCUGGCGCUUGUAUGCCCGGUAUAAAGGACAAUAAUUAUGAGAAGGGUAUCAGCUCGGCUAUUACAACCAAGUUUUGUUCCGUUUGUCCGAAAACAAAUGAUACUCAUGAUUGUACGACAGAUAAAGGACCACUAACAUGUUUAAACGAAGGAGCCGAUAUAGCUUUUGUUGAAAUCGGUAAUAUAAAAGAAGAGAAAAAUAAUCCCAACCAAUAUCACAUUUUGUGUAAAAAUGGCAGUUUGGCUUCAACAACAGGAUUAAAUUUGGAUAAACCAGAGCUUUGUGCUUUAUCUGUAACCAUCAAUAGCGAAGUGGUUGGUCGAAAAGGGUACACAGAGAUCGAUUCCUUGAAUGCAAUUAUGUCCUUACUAAAACUUCAAGAUUGGUUAGGAUAUCGCGUUUAUACAUUUAGAGUACUCCAUAUCUAUGGAACAUUUAAUGGCACCAAUGAUCUUCUGUUUAAAAGCUCUACUAUUGGUUUAGAAUCCACAACAUCAAAAAUCGAAUCUGUAUUAGCUUAUAAAGAACUUUUUAAUCAUGUCGAUGAAUGUUCUUCAGCUGGAUUAUUAAUGUUUUCAAAUGUUACUUUAAUCGCAUUAAUAGUAAUAUCCAUUUAUUCUAUGAUAUGAAGCUAAUAUUAAAUUAUAAAUUGUAAAUACACAUAUGUUAAGUAUGUGCAAAAUUGAAACACAUUGUAUAUUCUUUUGUAAUAAUACAAAAGUAAUAAUAAAUGACAUUCGUCAAUUUUUAUUAUUUUUAA